AUGAGCCAACACCUCGAACAGAAACGAAGGCAAAAACAAAUUCAAGACGCCAUUGAUAAAUAUCAAACUUCUCUCAAGACUCAGCAAUUAGAUAUUGAUAAAGAAGCAAAAGCACUCUUUGAUCUAGUGAAAUUUUUAACUCGUUUUGAGGACAACAAGCUUGCUUUUGACUCACGAGGAAAUUUGAUUCGGGAUUUUCUUAUUAAACACUAUGAUGCUCAUAUAUGUGAUGGUAUGGGAGAGUUUCCCCAUGAGUUGUACAGCAAUCAAAUGAUUUGGGAUAUGUGGCUCAUCUUUUCCGAAUGCUAUACGGAUGAUCCUAUCACUAAUUUACAAGCUUUACUUCGUUUUGCACCAACAUACCCUAAAUUAUACGAGACAUGGGCAUUGCUAUGCCGAAAAAGUGGCCUUUUGGAAGAAGAGGCUGCUGUUUAUGAAGAAGCUCGAACUAGGGAAGUAGUCUAUACAGAGCUCUUAAGUAAUAUGGAAAAGGAAUAUAUUGAACACAUGUCAAGCCAACAAGUACAAGUGCAACCACAAUCACAGCCGCAAUCUCAACAACAAACAAGAGUUGUAGAAACACCACAAACAUCGCAUAGAAAGAUGGUUCAAGCAUCACCCACUUUGAAUUGUGCAGGAUAUGACAAGAAUUUAGUUUUUAAUGGAGUGCAAGAGUAUACUUUUGAAGAAUUACGUGCCAUGCAUUAUUUACAGACCACCUCACUCAUUGUGAAUCAUACAGAGCGAAUGGUUUCUGAGGAAAAAACUCUCAACACAACCACUAACCCUAGUACUACUGAACCCUCCGUAAAAUCAUCAUUAUCCACUCAAAUAAUAUCACAAAAGAAAGCAGAUGAAGCAGAUGAAUUUUCUUUUGAUUUUGCCUGUGACAUCACACGACAGAUUCCCACAAGAAAGUCAAUUGUAGAAGCAACUCCCACUUCAUAUGCAUAUACAACCAUUGAUAGUAUGUUCAGAGGUGAAAUAGACAGUGAAUUAGAAAACAAUUACUUUGAACAACGAAAACUUCGCAAAGCUCAAGAAGGAGCUUUGGAUGAAAAGAAGAGAAAAAGGGAUAACUCUCACUCUUGUCAAGAUGACGAGUAUGGCAUGAAUGACACUCUGAAAAAAGCUAAAUCAACCACUACUAAUACUUCUAGGCAACUACUCCCAAAACCUGUAAUCAAACAACCUACAGAAAAACAAAUUCAGGCUCAUAGAAAUCGAUCUCUAAGCGCUUUUCAUCAGUUCAACAAGGAGAAUGACGAGUCAGGAAUUAUGUAUUUUGAAGAGGACGAGAACAAUCUUUCUAAAACAAUAAUUAUAAGUAGAGAUGAAGCAUACAAGUAUGAUGUAAAAAAUGUUCCAGAACAAUUGAAGAAGUUGGUUUCGAACGGAGUUAUUAAUCCAUUUUCAGAAGAUACUCGAAAGAUCUACUCAAAUAUUGUCAACCUUUCUAAUUGUUUCAAUGAUUCUCGUGUUUCAAACUGUAAAGGAACAUCACUGACAGAUAUAAGCUCUAUUCUCAAUGAACUUGCUCAAAAGAAAAAGAAUAAGGACAAUUACAAUUCUCAAAUGUUAAGCUUAAAACUGAACACAAAGACAUACCUGAUAGAGGAUAAACUUUCUUCUCAUGUGAUUCAAAUUCAAGAUUUAAGAAAUAAUAAUGGAAUUAAUCACAGAUCAUUCGCUCUCAAAUUUAGACCUCCUAAUGAUUUUUAUGAAUACUACAUGGUCGAAGAAUUACAGAGACGAAUACCCGAAGCAGAUUCACACAGAUUCCCAAACAUUCAACGCGUUUAUGUGUUUGACAAGAAUACACUUCUAAUGGAAAAGCUUGUAAAUAACAUUACACUGCAGCGGGCUAUGGACUCUGGAACAAAAUUGGAGGAAACAAUUAUUCUGUAUUAUACCUUAGAACUUUUAAACAUUUUACAAAGUUUACACAACAAGGCAAACAUGAUUCAUAACUCCAUUCUGCCCAGUAAUUUACUACUAUUGAAUGAAGAUGGUGCAGAAUUAUCAGAUUGGGCGAUCAAUGGAAAAGGAUGGAACACGAAAGGAUUAAUGUUGACAGACUUUUCGAAAGCUCUCAAUUUAGAACUAUUCCCAAGUCAUGUGAAAUUUUCGUGUGCAGCCAAUCCAAAAACUUUGCCUCAAGUGUUCACGAACGUUUCCAGACACCCUUCAUCAUGGAAGUAUUCUGCUGACACGUGGAGCGUUUGCUACAUUCUGCACCAAUUGUUGUUCAAGAAUGACAUGGAAGUGUUGACAAAACAAGACCAAUAUCACAUCAAAGAGUCCAUUCGACGUUAUUGGAAGUUCAAAGACAUUUGGCAAUACUUGUUUGAAAAUCUGCUGAAUCAAGAUCAACGUCAUCCCAAUGAAAAGCCAGAUUACUCGCCCAUGAUUUCGAUGUGUCAACAAGCACUUGGAUCGUCCGGAGAUACUGUGAAGGCGUUGUUUUUACGUUUCAUUGUUUCCUUAUCCUCCAAGUAA
Molecule: messenger RNA, 2499 nt
Organism: Naegleria fowleri
Lineage: Eukaryota; Heterolobosea; Eutetramitea; Acrasida; Naegleriidae
Exons: 1
Coding region: 1-2499 (832 amino acids)
Biological process (GO): meiotic sister chromatid cohesion, centromeric; protein phosphorylation; mitotic spindle assembly checkpoint signaling
Molecular function (GO): ATP binding; protein kinase activity
Source: RefSeq, a predicted model, not a curated record